AUGCUUCGAUUCGUGGCUCGUAGAAAUAUUCACAGUGUCCCCAAGCUAAAAAAUGACAGCUUAACCGAGAAAGGCAUCCAGAAUGUGUUGAGUGCUUCUGGGUUCAAAAUUGCAUGGAACGACUAUCAAAAGAGCUUGUGUGACAAAUUGACACUCGCCACAGCAGGAACUUCGUUGGAGGCAUACUUGCCCUUUCAUUUGGUGCUAAAUACGGCCAAAAAGCCUUUCCAAACUCACAUAUUCAAUCUGGCAUCUGCGGCUCAUAACAACCACCUUUUCGUCGAGAACAUAAUACCAUCGUCCACGAGCACGGCUCCGUCCAGGCUGUUCAGAAACCACAUCGAAGAACAGUACAAAUGCACCUGGGAAGAAUUCAAAGACGAAAUGGUCCGGAGAUCGGAAACAGACGUUCUGGGCCAAGGCUGGCUAUUCUUGGUCGAAAACAGCGAGAAGGAAUUGCACAUAAUUACAGUUCAAAAUAACGGAACACCUUAUUAUUUCCCGCGCAACCAGUCGUUUGAUCUCAACUCGGCUCUAAAACUCGAAGAGUUUUCGCAGCUGGAAGCCGUUCGCGCCCUGGUGAAAGAAGGCGGCAAGAUCGAGGACUGGACCAUGCCGCUGAUCGCUGUGAGCUUGUGGGACCAUGCUUAUCUGCACGAUUAUGGCGUCAAAGGCAGAUCCCAGUACGUCAGAAACGUGUUGGACAACCUCAACUGGUCUGUGGUAAACAGCAGACUAUACUCGGGACUUUCGUAG
This is a messenger RNA of Lachancea sp. 'fantastica', 756 nucleotides long. Lineage: Eukaryota; Fungi; Ascomycota; Saccharomycetes; Saccharomycetales; Saccharomycetaceae. The record is from the annotation of a GenBank genome assembly.